AUGAGCGAUUUUCGAAUGCCCGCCAUAGCCACACUCUUAAACGGCAGACUAAGCUUCCCCCCUCCAUCCCUCCUCCCGCCUAAAACUCCAAGCUUGCGCGAUUUUCCAUUUUCUAGGAUUUUUUCUGGUAUCAUCAGUGCUAUCUGCGUAAGACUGGAGUUCCUUGUGACUACGGCUUGCUACUUCGAGAGGGUUGCCCCGGUUGAAGGAUCUCGUCGUGGCUUGCCUUUUGUGGACUACAAUGUGUACAUGAUGUACGCACAUACGCGCAUCCACACACACACACAUACAUCGUAUUCAGCUCCUCUAAAAAAACGCCAUCCUUCUAAAAAAAAAGGAAUCCGCAUACCGAACAACAGGAUUUUGACAUGUGUCUCUUUGCAAGCAACUUGUGCGCUCAUCCUCCGCCGCCUCCGCCGCCGUGGUAACUUUUCCAGGGAUGUGCCAGCAACGGGCAGCGGCCAAGCGUCAUCAAGCAAAGUAGUAGUAGCACACCGCACAGACAAAAAGAAAACUCCCGAGCAUGCAGGGCAAACAACAACUGUUCCCGUAAAUCGUCAACCUGCCGCGAACAACUCCCAAAAACAGGUUAGGGAGGGCAAGGGCAAUGCGAAAACGACAUGA
Bipolaris oryzae ATCC 44560 is the source of this 624-nucleotide messenger RNA. RefSeq lists its product as uncharacterized. Lineage: Eukaryota; Fungi; Ascomycota; Dothideomycetes; Pleosporales; Pleosporaceae. Bases 1 to 624 code for a protein of 207 amino acids. The transcript has a single exon. The record is from RefSeq and is a predicted model, not a curated record.